AUGAAUUUCUCAUCAGAGAGAAGAGUCUCUUGUCUUCCUCCUUCGUACGGACAACUUGUGACGAUUCUUAGCAUCGAUGGUGGUGGGAUCCGUGGGAUCAUUCCCGGUACCAUCUUAGCUUACCUCGAAGCACAACUCCAGGAGUUGGAUGGUGAGGAGGCAAGGCUUGUGGAUUAUUUCGAUGUCAUCUCCGGGACAAGCACAGGAGGUUUAAUAGUAGCGAUGCUGACCGCAGAGGACAAAGACGUCAAAAGUGGCCACAACCGCAACCGCCCUUUGUUUGCGGCCAAAGAAAUCGUCCCUUUUUAUCUCAAACAUUCUCCUAAAAUCUUCCCACAACGGCGAGGGGUGUGUAGUUGGGUUCAAACCAUGAUGAGACUUGUACGAGGACCAAAGUAUAACGGAAAAUACCUUCAUGAAGUAAUCCAAGGUUGCUUGGGAGACACGAGACUGACUCAAACUAUGACAAACGUUGUCAUACCUUGCUUCGACAUCAAGAAACUCCAACCAGUUAUCUUCUCUUCUUACCAGGCGGUGAAUCAUCGAGUUAUCGACGCAAAACUAUCAGAUAUAUGCAUAAGCACAUCAGCGGCACCAACUUAUUUCCCGGCUCAUCGAUUUACUAACGAAGACAAUGAAGGAAAUAAACAUGAAUUUAACCUCAUUGAUGGCGGUAUCGCUGCCAAUAACCCGACGUUAUGUGCGAUUGCUGAACUGACAAAGCAGAUAGUGAAGAAGAAUCCAGCAAUGGGAGAGAUUAGCCCAUUGGAUUAUACAAGAUUUAUGGUGAUAUCACUAGGGACAGGUUCAAUUAGGAACCAAGAGAAGUAUAAUGCAAAAAUGGCGUCAAAAUGGGGAAUGCUAAGUUGGAUCUAUGAAAAUGGUUCGACUCCAAUUCUUGAUUGUUACAAUGAAGCCAUUCACGAUAUGGUUGAUUACCAAAGCUCUGUCGUCUUUCAAGCUCUUCGUUCCGAGAACAAUUAUUUACGUAUCGAUGACGAUACGUUGAAGGGUGACUUAAGUUCAACUGACUUAUCGACAAAAGAGAACAUGGAAGGUCUUAUUCAAGUUGGUGAAGCUUUAUUGAAGAAAAAUGUUUCUCGUGUCAAUCUCGAAACCGGCCAUUACGAACCCAUCUCUGACCACGUAACCAACGAAGAAGCUCUCAAAAGGUUUGCAAAGGUUCUGUCAGAAGAAAGGAAACUCAGAGAAUCAAGAUCUCCUAAACUUAAGAUUUGA
This is a messenger RNA of Eruca vesicaria subsp. sativa (arugula), 1239 nucleotides long. The record is from the annotation of a GenBank genome assembly. NCBI's taxonomy places the organism in Eukaryota, Viridiplantae, Streptophyta, Magnoliopsida, Brassicales, Brassicaceae.